Messenger RNA from Apaloderma vittatum (bar-tailed trogon), 648 nucleotides. It is a transcript of the gene GTF3C6, whose product is annotated as general transcription factor IIIC, polypeptide 6, alpha 35kDa. The annotation marks the transcript as partial. NCBI's taxonomy places the organism in Eukaryota, Metazoa, Chordata, Aves, Trogoniformes, Trogonidae. The transcript has 6 exons. The record is from RefSeq and is a predicted model, not a curated record. Gene Ontology annotation, cellular component: transcription factor TFIIIC complex. Gene Ontology annotation, biological process: transcription by RNA polymerase III.
GUCCAUGUCAUUUUUAUGUUGCGGGCUCCAAAGCUCAACACGGGACUCCAGGAGCAACUGGUCAUGGUGGAACUAUCGGGAAUUAUUGAUUCAGACUUCUUAGAAAAAUGUGAAAACAAAUGCAAGAUUUUGGGAAUAGAGACAGAGAAGCCCAUUUUGCAAGUGGACAGAUAUGUAUUUGCAGGAGAAUAUGAAGAUACCUUGGGAACCUGUGUGGUUUUUGAGGAAGACACAGAGCAAGACGCAGAAGGCAACCAAAAAGUGCAGCUGAAAUACAAGUGCCACACAAUGAAGAAGCUGAACAUGACACGGACACUUUUGACAGAAAAGAAGGAAGGAGAAGAGAAUGUUGGUGGAGUGGAAUGGUUACAGAUCAAGGACAGAGAUUUUUCCUACAGCAGGCCCAACCCAAUUUGCAGCUUUCUGCGGGAAAAAGAAGAUUCUGAGGAGUCUGCUCAUGCUCAAGACAAAUUGACUGAAGAGUCAGAGGGAGAGGUGAGUGGCGGAGGGAAUUCCGACAUGAACUCUGAUCUGGAGAAGCCACACAGCUCGGAAGUAAAAGCCUCUGUUCCUGUGCCUGACAGCCCUCCUUCUGGGGCAGAGGAUUCUCCUUCUGGAGGUGCUGCCUUAGACGAUGCCCCUCCAUGA